CUCGCCUCAACUCGCUUCAACUCGCCCUCGGACACCGUUGCCUCCAUCUGCUCGACAUCGCUCACCUGCCGCCGUCAAGUUGACCAGGCCGAACGGCCUCCCGGCAACCAGAACCUGGCAACCGGCCUCUCCGCGUCACGAGCCGACUCGUCGCCGGUUUCUGUGAUGCCGGUCAGCGCUGCAGCGCCACGACACCGGGGCCAGACAACACGACAGGACACACAACAGGACAUACAACAGGACACACGAUGGGACACACAACAGAACACACGACAGGACACACAACAGAUCAUUCGACAGGACACACAACAGAUCACACGACAGGACAUACAACAGGACACACAACAGAUCAUACGACAGGACACACAACAGAACACACGACAGGACACAACAGAUCAUACGACAGGACACACAACAGAUAAUACGACAGAACAUACAACAGGAUACACAACAGAUCAUACGAUAGGACACACAACAGAACACAAGAUAGGACACACACAGAUCAUACAACAUGACACACAACAGGACACACAUCAGGACACACAACAGAACACACAUCAGGACACACAACAGAUCAUACGACAGGACACACAACAGAUCAUACGACAGGACAUACAACAGGACACACAACAGGACACACAACAGAACACACGACAGGACACACAACAGAACACACGAUGGGACACACAACAGAACACACGACAGGACACACAACAGAUCAUUCGACAGGACACACAACAGAUCACACGACAGGACAUACAACAGGACACACAACAGAUCAUACGACAGGACACACGACAGGACACACAACAGAUCAUACGACAGGAAACACAACAGAUAAUACGACAGAACAUACAACAGGAUACACAACAGAUCAUACGACACGACACACAACAGAACACAAGAUAG
Molecule: messenger RNA, 909 nt
Organism: Protopolystoma xenopodis
Lineage: Eukaryota; Metazoa; Platyhelminthes; Monogenea; Polystomatidea; Polystomatidae
Source: the annotation of a GenBank genome assembly